GUUUCGGUUUGUUCAUUCUGGAAUUGUUGAUAUUGUGAAGCCUUCAGGCAAAAGAAGAGCAAGAUAUUCAUUUACCCAGAACAACAAGCAGGUCAUGGAGGUUCAUCAGUCUGCUGUGAUUCUGCUGCUGGUCGUGUGUGUGUCGUUCUCCACUCAUGCUGAUCCACAACCACCACCAGAUGUAGAGCCCCGUUAUCUAAAAUUCCUCAAACAGCAUUUCGGUCCUGAUAUGAGUGAGCAGAAGUGUGACCGUAAAAUGAAUAAUGGCAUUACUGGACCUAACGGUGUCUGCAAAGAUGUCAACACCUUCAUACAAGCAAAUUCAAAUGAAAUUAAAGCGGUUUGUGGCACAGGAGGACGUCCACAGGGUGGUGACCUGUUUAAGAGCGGACAGCAGUUUCCUGUGAUCACAUGCAAAUUGAAACGUGGGUCGAGACCCCCAAGAUGUGCCUAUAGAGGGAAGAGGUCGACUCGUUACGUUGUGUUGGGCUGUGAGAAAGGCUGGCCUGUACAUUAUGAUGAAGGCACAAUUAAUUAGCAUAUAAAGAAAACAAACUGAACAGAGCUCUACAAUGUUUUCCUAAUGAUUUGUUCACUUCUUAUUUUCUUUCUUUGUUUGUUUUUCAAGUUUGAGAAAUCUGUAAUGAAGCACAUCUGUGAACAUGAACACAACAGAUUUAUGCAUAAUUAUAUUUGAGCAAGAAUCAGGGGAACAACGUUUUUUUUUUCUUUUGAAGAACAGCACACAGUUGUUAGAGUAAAGAGAGUAAAGUCACUCUCUCUCAUCAUUUAAUGAGCAUAAUGUUAAAAAUAACUCUAAUUUCUUUAAAUGAAUCGUUUCUUCAUGUCUCUGUGUGUAAUUCUACUUUUCAUGUGCAGAUUCGACUAGUCUGUUAACACUUUUUGAGCAUUAAAAAAACUUUUAAUGGGAGUAGUGAAUGAGCAAAACUAGACGAGGGAAGAAAAAUACAGAAGUUUUUACACCUGUCUGUAAUCCUCAAUAAAACUUCUCUACCAUUAAACUCUUCUGCUGGAUUGACUUGCA
Pimephales promelas (fathead minnow) is the source of this 1045-nucleotide messenger RNA. Lineage: Eukaryota; Metazoa; Chordata; Actinopteri; Cypriniformes; Leuciscidae. The record is from RefSeq and is a predicted model, not a curated record.